ACACUACUUUAGCCAAAUGACCUAAUCUAUGUGACUACAUCUACCAAAAAAAAUGACUUCGUUUUAGAGUCAUCCCAAGUCUAAAGCCGCGUUAAAUCCGUCCGUGAUUUUCUUCGUAUAAUUCUUCAAAUCCCUGAUGAGUUGCGCAUCUCAAUAGUGAAGCCGUUGACUAGCACCAAUUUUAAAAUAGAUAUUUAGGUGCUUAGUCUGAUCCAAAGCUUAGCACAAUAUUCCAAAACCGUCUAAUACGUAAACCGAAUGGUAUCUCUCUCCACCUCCAAAGCAAUGGAAGAAUUGUUUGGGAGAAGAAAGUCUCAACAACAACUAGAGAGGAAGAAGACUGGUACCUACCUGCUGUCUACACCUAAACCCAAAAGCCCACCAUCACCACCACCAAAUAUUAUAUUUUCAAUACUUUGAGUAAAAUCCAAGACCCCUCCUCCUCCUCCUCUGUUUAUAAUUUCAAGCUUCUCUCAAUAAGCUCUCAGCAUCCUUCUCAAUUCUCAUGGAGAAACACCAAUAUGAGUUGGUGCUAAUUCUUUUUGUAGUUGCCUCCCUUGGCCUUGUCUCCUUCAUAUCAUGCAUAGCCGCAGAGAUUAAGAAAACAAAGGAGGAGGAGCUGAGGGUGGUUGGAAGACUCUGUCAUUUGCCAGAAAGUCAGGCAUUUGGGUUUGGAGUUGCAGCCUUGAUAUGUUUGUUUGCAGCUCAGAUGGUGGGGAAUUUGAUAGUUUGCACUUAUUUUUGUUCAAGAGAGAGAAAGAAGAAGAGUGGUAGUGAUUUCAGUAUCAGUUCCAAAGCAAAAACACCAACGAUUUGGAUGGCUCUUGUGUGCAUCUCUUGGACCAGCUUUGUAAUAGCAGUCACAUUGCUGAGCGCAGCAACUAGCAUGAGCAGAGACCAACCCUACGGACAAGGAUGGCUGGAUGGCCAAUGCUACUUUGUCAAACAAGGAAUAUAUAUUGGCUCAGGAAUUCUGGUUCUAAUUGCAAUUGGUUCCACGCUCGGCUUAAUCAUCAUCACAACCAUGAGGAAGACCCAAGUUGAUGAAGGUUCUAAAGUAAAAGAGCAAAGCAAGUUGAACACAAAGUCAUAGAGAAUAAAGACAACUUUUGGGGUAGAGUACCAAUUCCUCUCCCCACCACAGACAUGAGUUAUGUCAAUUGGUCAAGGCAGUGUGCUCACCCAUUGCACCGAGUUCAAUCGCCCUCCCCGUAAAUUAGAAUAGUUUAAACUAUCACUUUGUCAAACAAAAUACAACAGGACACACCAAUCUACUAAAUUGAAAAUGUAUAGUAUAGCCCAAACCUCCAACUUCCGAAGGAUGCACUACAAUUUUUAUUUUUAUUAAUACACAAAAGGGCAUGGUUUGUUAUGAAUUUCUAUAAAGUCUACUCUUUGGUCA
This is a messenger RNA of Prunus avium (sweet cherry), 1402 nucleotides long. Its product is annotated as protein MODIFYING WALL LIGNIN-1. Lineage: Eukaryota; Viridiplantae; Streptophyta; Magnoliopsida; Rosales; Rosaceae. The record is from RefSeq and is a predicted model, not a curated record.